Molecule: messenger RNA, 1680 nt
Organism: Melampsora larici-populina 98AG31
Lineage: Eukaryota; Fungi; Basidiomycota; Pucciniomycetes; Pucciniales; Melampsoraceae
Exons: 9
Coding region: 1-1680 (559 amino acids)
Source: RefSeq, a predicted model, not a curated record
AUGGCAUUUGUGUUGACUGACCACCACAUAGUGAUCAAGUAUGAAGAACAAUCCAAAGGGGAUAUUGUCUUUGGAUACCUCAUAUCUCCUACGUUCAGUGUUGCCAAAGAUGAAGCAAUUGUUGCUCUCAAUCAUCCUACAAAGGAUAUCAAUUGGUUACAUAGAAAGAGGCCUAGGUAUUCAAGCGUAAUUGAGGAACCGAGUGGAUAUGUGCAACCAGAUGGAAUUCCUGGGGUAAAGUGGCUUUCAGACCUCCUGGAAGGGAUCAAUCGAGAUUGCCAGAAGGGACAUAGCACAGAAGACCAUAAAUGGAUCACAUUCCAGCUUCCUAUGCCAUUUAUAGCACUCAAGUCUUUCAUCCAUUUUCCGCAUACCUACCUGGCCAAGGAUGGCUACGCCAAAACCGAAUAUUGGCUGCAUGAAGCUUGUAGAUAUUCAGUUCCAGCAAUGGGCCGCAAACAAGCUGAAGGUGAUGAUAACACCAAUAGGGCUGAAGGUGAUCAUAAUGCCAACUGCGCCGGUCUUGAGUACGUGGCAACACCAAAAAGCAGGCGCCAGGGAAUUGUGAGACAUGUUAUUCGUAGUGAUACAGCUAAUAAAGAACGACAGUCGGAUCAGUCACCGGCAAAUGCCAAAAAGCUUGGAGGUGGCUUGAAUAAGGAAAAUUUACGAUUUAACGAUCCAGUCCUACCGGUGGAAGAUUACGAGCGUACCAUGGAGAUUAUCUCCAACCUCUACACUGUUUACAAAUAUGGACAUGGCCAAUUCAUUGAUAUGCUUACAAAGAAAUUAAUAUGUACCUUUCAAUUUGAUGACUUGGAAGAGAUGAAGAAGGAAACUUUUGAUGAACAUCAAAAGGAUGUAGAUUUUAUCAUGAUGGCAAGCCAGCUUUUUCAACGCCUACCAACCACACCUAAACCCAAAGCCCAACCCCAACCACUUACUACCAAUACUGAAGCAACUUUAUGUCAAGCAACUAAAACAUCAAUUAAAACAACAACUUCAACUGAUGAACGGUCAUUAAUUGAUAGACAGAUUAGCAUUAAUAAGAAUACUGGUUUGGAAGAUAUAUCGAGCAUGGAUAAUAAUGCCCUUGAUUCAUCACCUCUUACACCUCUUACUUCAUCUGAUUUGCAAGAUGAAUCACUACAUCAUUCUUUGCCUGAAGCCAAGAAGACUCGGCCAACUACCAAUGGAGCGCUUAUCCAGGGUAAUAUGUACUGUUUUGGCCAAAGGGCUGGUCAACUUCCUAACUUUGGAUUGAAUGUCGGAUCUCGAUUCGAAACCUUUGCCGAUGCGGCAUUUCUUCAGUCACAAUCGCUACUCAGGGAGUUGGAUGCACCACCAAUGUCUGCCACCAGUAAGGACAAUCCUCCAGCACCAACCAAUUUUUGUGGUAACUUUGUGUUUACCUUUGGGAACUUUCAUAAUAAGCCUCAUACAGAUAAUGACAAGGUUACUGAGAGUGGGGCAUUUGAACUAGAGGGAGGCUGGUUUUUGUUUCCCAAAUGGCAAAUUGCCUUAAAAACGGGCCGGAAAUAUGCUUUGCAAAUUGCAUGGAGUGUUAAGAGUACCUUUCAUCAAACGAUGCAAUCGAAGGAAGUGGAGAUCCCAAGACCAGAUGAUCACCUCAAGCCUUGCAAAAGCAGCAGUGAAGAAGGACACAGAGGAGCAAUAUAA